Messenger RNA from Eublepharis macularius, 1976 nucleotides. RefSeq names its product G protein-coupled receptor 171 (gene GPR171). NCBI's taxonomy places the organism in Eukaryota, Metazoa, Chordata, Lepidosauria, Squamata, Eublepharidae. Gene Ontology annotation, molecular function: G protein-coupled purinergic nucleotide receptor activity. The record is from RefSeq and is a predicted model, not a curated record. Gene Ontology annotation, biological process: G protein-coupled receptor signaling pathway. The coding region runs from base 290 to 1291 and encodes 333 amino acids. The transcript is spliced from 3 exons. Gene Ontology annotation, cellular component: membrane.
UCAACAUGCAGGAGAGGAAAAAAGAAGCACAUCACUGUGCCAUGAACCAACAACAGUAAUAGCUUUAACUGACUUGAUCGAUGCUUCAGAUACUACAGCAGCUAAUAAGGCAGUUAGCUUAAAGCCUAAGUUUAGCCUUUAACCUGUGACUCUGUGUGACCCUGGUGCCCGGGGAACCAGCAGCAGCCCAGGACAUCCUAGCAGCUCAUCACCCAUUUAACUGAGCAGAUCUGAUGGUUCUGUUCUCUUAGACCAGCAUAUACAUCUUGUCUCCUAUAAGGUUCUUAAGAUGUCCUUAUACAAUGUUUCAACCUGCAAUGUUUAUACCAGCAUGGAGCCAUUUACUUAUUUUUAUUACUUGAUCUUCCUUAUUGGGUUCAUCGGGAGCUGCUUUGCCCUAUGGACCUUCACCCAUACACAGCAGAAUCGCAAGUGUAUAAGUAUCUAUUUAAUUAACCUCCUCACAGCAGAUUUCUUACUGACCCUUGCCUUACCAGUGAAAAUCAUUGUCGAUUUAGGAAUUGCUCCCUGGAGACUGAAAAUAUUCCACUGUCAAGUCACAGCUUGCCUCAUCUAUAUCAAUAUGUACGUGUCAAUCAUAUUCUUGGCAUUUGUAAGCAUGGACCGUUGCCUUCAGCUAAUACAUAGAUGCAAGAUCUAUCGUAUUCAAGAGCCUGGGUUUGCCAAGAUGAUAUCAACAGUAGUGUGGAUAAUGGUUCUCUUUAUCAUGAUGCCAAACAUGGUGAUUCCAAUCAAAGAAAUUGAAGAAGUACCAACUGUGGGUUGCAUUGAGUUCAAAACCAAAAUGGGAAGAGACUGGCAUGUAUUUACAAAUUUUGUAUGUUCUGCGAUAUUUCUAAAUUUCUCAGUGAUAGUGCUCAUUUCCAACUUCCUUGUCAUCAGACUGCUCUAUCAAAACAAAUGCAAUGAAAACUACAGAAAUGUAAGAAAAGCUUUGGUGAAUAUAUUGUUAGUCACUGCAAGCUACAUCAUAUGCUUUGUCCCUUACCACAUUGUUCGGAUCCCGUAUACUCUGACUCAAAGCAAAGCUAUAACCACUGACUGCUAUUUCAAACAAUCCCUCUUCAAAGCAAAGGAAUCAACUCUGCUGUUUGGAGUGUCGAACCUGUGCUUUGAUCCUAUUUUGUAUUUUUAUCUUUCUAAGACAUUUAGAUUGCAAGUGAGUAAGACUUUUGGAUCACAAAGAGAGAAAAAUACUAUCUCAGAAGAACAGCAAGGAACUCAUGAAGAACUGACACAACAGUGGGAUGUUUCAGUUGAAAGACUGUAGGCCUUUUCACAUCAUCGGUUUAUUUCACUUUAAAAGUGCAUUUCUCUCUCAUUUUUUGUGUGCAGUUCUCUCAUCUUUGCUCCAAGUAGAGAUUGGAGGACAUUUUCACCAAGCACUCUGAGGAACUAGCAGACACACACCGCCCACACACAUACACACUAGGUAACAUAUUCACUGUCAGUUGUAUUUGUUGUACAGAACUUAGUUGCAUAUGUGUUACAAAUGCUUAUCAGAUUUUACUUCCCAUGUGUUUAAUGGCAAGUGACAACUACACCACAGCACCCUCCUUGCUCCAUCACAUUCAGUUUGGAGUUCAAACAUACCAUACCAGUAUUUGAAACUUUGCAGAGUUUUGUCAUUUGAAGUUGCAUAAUAUGAAAGUCAUCUAAGGGCAAGCCCAAACAGUGAGAUUAUUUCUGAAAAUAAAUAUGUUCAAAUGCGCCAUGUCUUUUUGUCGUCCCCUGCAGUACAACUAUUAGUUUUGAAGCAUUAUUUGCAGAGAUAUCUCAGAAUGGCUGCAGUGCUUUAGGUAAAGAUUUAAACAACUGUACAGAAAGACUUUCGGUCAUUUAACUUCUCGUUAAGGAAGGACUAAGUCAGAGCAUACCUACAGAUUAAGGCCAAACCGAGCAUAAUAUGUACAUACAUAAUACAGAACUCCCAUCAGAUAACAACUUGAAGAACA